CAAAUCUUACUUAUCUGUGGUUUUAUCACAGAAUAGUAAAUUUAUGUUUUGAUUUGUCUAACGUUUGGAUGAUCGAUAGAGAGGUUAUAUUUUGACCAAAAUGACUGAUUCAGGCGAGGAAUCUGAAUUCAUGAGAUUUUUAGUCCGUGCGUCUAUAAAAGAAUCCAACAGAGAAAAGCUGUCAGAAUCAUCUUCCAAAAGAAUAGAACCAGAUAAAGUUCCGAAAACAAAUGUAGAUAACAAAUUUUUGUACAACUUAUCAAAUGAACUUGUCAGAAUUGAAUACCCUGGACUUGUAAAGAAUGCAUCAAAGGCUAUUAAAACCCUUGGUGGGAUGUCCGGCAUUGAAAUGGCAGCAUCUAACUCACGAAUUAAACUAGAGCUACACUUUCAUCCAGAGAACAAAUAUAAUAAGCCGAGUUUUGCAGAUAGAGACUUAAACCCCGGUCUUUUAGUUCGUGUCAAGGAAAGCCAAGGCAAAGUUGACUAUGACAUUGUUGGAUACACUGGGGUGAAUUUCAAAUUCAACAAAAUGUGUGAGUUUCAGUAUUUACCUUUAGUUCCUACCAAAAAUUUUAGUGAAGAAGAAGUCGAGUACAUCUAUGAUAAAAUAAUACCGCAUAAAAUUCCCGAUCUAGAGUACUUUUGUGCUAAAGACAAUGCCGAGCAACCUUUGUAUUCUUUACCAUCAGGAUUCUCCCGAUACGAUUAUCAAAACACCUUAUACUUGAAAGCAGGAGAAAAGUUCUGCUUGGACACCAACACCAGACCUGAGCUCUUCAGAAUGUUUGACCAUAGGAAACCCAGAAAUAGGUUACCGACGACAUGUAUAACAAAAGUGAUAAGAGUGCUAGAUUCUAAUGUUGAGAUUCCCACUGAGCCAUAUCCUGGUACUAUGGAGCUUAUAAAAGCUCGAAAGUAUGAAGAUGCUUAUGAAGAUGUUAAAAAGUUGUUUGAAGAAAAACCUAUGUUGACCAAAAUAGAAAUACGACACAAAACUGGUAUAACAAUGGACAUGUCUAAAAUCAUUCUUCCAGCAGUUGCCUAUUUCUGUUCCGCUCGCCCAUGGCGCAUGGUUUGGGCGAGAUUUGGUUAUAACCCGCUGAAGGACGUCAACUCUAGGGUAUACCAAAUUUUGGAUUUCCGAAUAAGAUCUAAAGCUGGCACAACAAUCAAAGUCAAUGCUAAACGACCAUAUACAAAACAACUGGGAGUUUUAGCAUCUCUACCAAAGAAAGUGUCAUCCUCAGGCUGUUCCUCUGAGGAUAAAAACCAAGACUUCCUAGAAGAAAGGAGCUACAUCUUGAGCCCUGAGUAUAUUCCUCCAGCUAGGCAAAUGUUUUACCAGUUCUGCAACAUUAAAAUUCCUGAAAUACAAGAGAUGUUCCAACGUCUUCCGAAAUUGUCAAGCCAUCAGAAGUUAGAUCCAAAAACUGGCUGGUUGCCCAUGAAUUUCAUCGAACAGUGUCGGGAGAUAGCCAACAAAUACGUCAUCGAUAGGGUGCACCAGGAACUGAUUGAAGACAGCAUUAGGCUGCAGGGGCAACAGGAAGAUACAGAGUUGCAGGAAGAUGAAGAAACAAGAGAAUCUACUUCAGCUCACUGUAGCAGGAUGUUGGGCAAUAUGAAAAUGGGGAUGUACAGUAGCUUCAAUAAGUUUCCGGUUGGUGGGGAGAUCAGUUUUCAAUCCCAGGAUUCACCUAUGAUAGUGGAUACUGUUGAAUUGGAAGACAGUCUGAUUGGUGAAGAAGUAGAUAUGAAUGACGUUGUCAACUCCAUACCAGAAACGAUGCCAGAAAAUUCUGAUGAUGAGAAUCUCAGUCAGUGCUCAGAUGGAGAGAUAGACCUGGAAACAGCGGAUGAAAUUAACAAACUGAUAGAAGCAACCAAAAAAAAUUUGGAAUUUCCACACAAAUGAUGAUUGUUAUAUAUAAAUGUUAUAAUGAAAUUUGUUAUUCAUUUUCAAGCAUUAUGACGAUUUUAUAAAGUUUUUAAAUGUUUGAAUAACAUUAUUUGAAUACCA
This is a messenger RNA of Leptinotarsa decemlineata (Colorado potato beetle), 2023 nucleotides long. RefSeq names its product general transcription factor IIIC subunit l(2)37Cd (gene l(2)37Cd). Gene Ontology annotation, biological process: transcription initiation at RNA polymerase III promoter. Lineage: Eukaryota; Metazoa; Arthropoda; Insecta; Coleoptera; Chrysomelidae. Gene Ontology annotation, cellular component: transcription factor TFIIIC complex. Gene Ontology annotation, molecular function: RNA polymerase III type 2 promoter sequence-specific DNA binding; RNA polymerase III type 1 promoter sequence-specific DNA binding. The record is from RefSeq and is a predicted model, not a curated record.